This is a messenger RNA of Chelonus insularis, 2891 nucleotides long. It is a transcript of the gene beta'COP, whose product is annotated as coatomer subunit beta'. The coding region runs from base 113 to 2884 and encodes 923 amino acids. Gene Ontology annotation, cellular component: COPI vesicle coat. The transcript is spliced from 5 exons. Lineage: Eukaryota; Metazoa; Arthropoda; Insecta; Hymenoptera; Braconidae. The record is from RefSeq and is a predicted model, not a curated record. Gene Ontology annotation, biological process: retrograde vesicle-mediated transport, Golgi to endoplasmic reticulum; intra-Golgi vesicle-mediated transport; endoplasmic reticulum to Golgi vesicle-mediated transport. Gene Ontology annotation, molecular function: protein binding; structural molecule activity.
CACGUCUCAACUUCAUGGCAGCGAUAGCUUGUUUAGACUUGUCGUGAAAUAUUUUUUUGUAUUGAACAUAAGUUGAAUUGUUUUCAGUGUAUAUUUUUGAAAAUAGUGCAAAAUGCCACUAAGAUUGGAUAUAAAGCGUAAGCUAACAGCUAGGUCUGACAGAGUCAAAAGUGUAGACCUCCACCCGACAGAACCAUGGAUGCUAUGUUCAUUAUAUCAGGGAAAUGUAAAUAUAUGGAAUCACGAAACACAAACAUUGGUCAAAACAUUCGAAGUAUGUGAUUUACCAGUGAGAACUGCAAAAUUUGUGCCCAGAAAAAAUUGGGUUGUCACUGGGUCUGAUGAUAUGCAAGUUAGAGUAUUUAAUUAUAAUACUCUAGAAAGAGUUCAUGCUUUUGAAGCUCACAGUGAUUAUGUUAGAUGUAUUGCUGUACAUCCUACACAGCCUUUCAUCCUGACUAGUAGUGAUGAUAUGUUAAUAAAAUUAUGGAACUGGGAAAAAGCAUGGCGUGGACAACAAGUAUUUGAGGGCCAUACACACUACGUCAUGCAAAUAGUUUUCAAUCCAAAAGAUAAUAACACAUUUGCAAGUGCUUCACUUGAUAGAACGGUGAAGGUAUGGCAAUUGGGAUCAUCUACUGCUAAUUUUACUUUAGAGGGUCAUGAGAAAGGUGUUAAUUGUGUAGACUACUAUCAUGGAGGUGACAAACCGUAUUUAAUAUCUGGAGCUGACGACAGAUAUGUCAAAAUAUGGGAUUAUCAAAACAAAACAUGUGUUCAAACUCUUGAAGGCCACACACAGAAUAUUUCUGCAGUAUGUUUCCAUCCUGAAUUACCAAUAGUUCUCACUGGCUCUGAAGAUGGAACAGUCAGAAUUUGGCAUGCUGGAACUUAUAGGCUAGAAUCAUCUCUUAAUUAUGGAUUUGAAAGAGUAUGGACAAUUGCAAGCAUGCGAGGCUCAAACAACGUUGCUAUAGGUUAUGAUGAGGGUAGUGUAAUGAUCAAAGUUGGCCGAGAAGAACCAGCAGUUUCGAUGGAUUCUGUUGGAGGAAAAAUAGUAUGGGCAAGGCAUAGUGAAAUUCAACAAGUCAAUUUAAAAGCAAUGGGUGAAGAAGUACAAGAUGGAGAAAGAUUGCCUUUAGCAGUGAAGGAUAUGGGUGCUUGUGAAAUUUAUCCUCAAACUAUCCAACAUAAUCCUAAUGGAAGAUUUCUGGUCGUCUGUGGUGAUGGAGAAUAUAUCAUUUAUACUUCUAUGGCUUUAAGAAAUAAAGCUUUCGGACAAGCUUUAGAAUUUGUGUGGGCUGCUGAUUCAAGUCAAUAUGCAGUACGUGAAAGUUCAUCAGUUGUUAAAGUUUUCAAAAAUUUCAAAGAAAAAAAAGCUUUAAAACCUGAUUUUGGGGUUGAUGGAAUAUUUGGUGGUUAUUUAUUAGGAGUAUCGUCAGUCUCAGGCUUAUCUUUCUUUGAUUGGGAUACUCUCAAAUUAAUUAGACGUAUAGAUAUUCAACCAACACAUGUAUACUGGGCCGAAAAUGCUUCUCUUAUAGCUUUGGCAACCACAGAUCAGUACUUCAUUUUGAAGUAUCACAGCGAAGCAGUAAGCAAUGCAGAUGAAAAUGCAGAAGAUAUCGAAGAUGCAUUUGAAAUGGUAGCUGAAAUGAGUGAAGUCGUUAAAACUGGAUUAUGGGUUGGAGAUUGCUUUAUUUAUACAAACAGUGUGAAUAGAAUUAAUUACUUCGUAGGUGGUGAAGUUGUAACUAUUUCACAUCUAGAUCGACCGAUGUAUCUUCUUGGAUAUGUUCCUAGAGACAACAGGCUAUACCUUUGUGAUAAAGAAUUAGCGAUCGUCUCGUAUUCAUUAUUAUUAUCAGUCUUAGAAUAUCAGACAGCUGUAAUGAGAAAAGACUUUGAAACAGCUGAUAGAGUUUUACCGACAGUUCCAAAAGAACAUCGUACUCGUGUAGCUCAUUUCUUAGAAAAACAAGGCUUUAAAAAGCAAGCUCUUGAUGUUUCUACAGAUCCAGAACAUAGGUUUGAACUUGCAUUGGCUCUUGGAAAUUUAGAAACCGCACACAUUCUUGCUAAAGAAGCAAACAGUCAACAAAAAUGGAGACAGUUGGCCUCUCUUGCAACACAGAAAGGAAAAUUGAGAUUAGCUCAAGAAUGCCUACAUCACGCACAAGAUUUCGGUGGAUUGCUUUUACUUGCUACGAGUACCGGGAAUGCAGAGAUGAUUGAAAAGCUUGGCGAUGCCGCGGAUGAAAGUGGCAAAAAUAAUAUAUCUUUUCUUUCGAAUUUUUUACUUGGUGACGUUGAUAAAUGUCUCGACAUUCUGAUUAAAACCGACAGGAUUCCUGAAGCAGCAUUCUUCGCAAGAGCUUAUGCACCUAGUAAAAUUUCUGAUGUUGUUAAAUUAUGGAAAGAAAAAUUAUCAGCAGUGAGUGAAAAAGCUGGACAAAGUUUAGCUGAUCCUGAACAAUAUGAAAAUUUGUUCCCAGGAUAUAGAGAGGCUCUUGAACUUGAACAAUUUUUAAGAAAAGAGAAUACAAAAAAAAUACCUGCUUCUGAGUUUCCAACAUUGAAGCUAAAUAUUGAGAGAAAACCGGCUGAAGAAAUGAUGGCAGCCAAGGAAGCAGGUCAAUUUGUUCCUGCCAGUACUAGUGGAUCUAAAAAAUCAUUGUCAGACUCAACAGAAAAUCUAAGAAAUCGUUUGCAAGAUCUUGGCAUUGAUGUUACAUCAGAAUCAUCUAAUCAGACUAAUCCAAAAAAUACUAGUACAGUACGUCCAUUGACGAUGGAUGACGAUUUGGAUUUAGAUAUAGAAAUUGAUGAAAACAUUGAUACAACUGAUGUAAUUCUUGAUGAAGAUCUUCUAGAGGAUGACUAAUCGUUUG